Molecule: messenger RNA, 1498 nt
Organism: Schistosoma rodhaini
Lineage: Eukaryota; Metazoa; Platyhelminthes; Trematoda; Strigeidida; Schistosomatidae
Source: the annotation of a GenBank genome assembly
UUGACGUUCACAUGAUUGCGAUAAGUGUAAGCUACGUGGUCUAAUCAGUACCUAUCCUUAUGAUCAGUGUGACUCAAUUAAACACGAUUUGACUAUUCAAAAAAUGCAGAGCACACACUCCAUCCAUGCAUAUCACAUACUGAAAAAUGUUUUCUCUCUAAGCUUGCUAGAAUUUCAGUAUUUGUACGAUGCUUCCAUGGAUCAGGUUUUUGCUGCUUGUCUAGUUCGCUACCUCAGGCAUCUCAAAACAGUGCCGGCUAUAUUCCUCCCAUGUCAGUAUCAACGAACAUUAUGUGAUAACCCGAUGUGGAAAGUCGUUAUAAGUCGUCUGGUAAAGGCAAUUGUAAUCGAAGAGUCCAUGGCAUGGCUUUCUACACUUGGUGGUGGAUAUUCUUCACUUGGAGAUCACAAUGAUUAUGCGGCGAGUUUGGCUGGGACGGUCUCACUCUUUCAAAUGAGCCUUGCGUUAGAAAUUAACUCGCCUAUUCUCCUAGCUAAGUCCCAAUUAUGGUUUGCUCAAAGCUUAAUGCAGAGAGGAUUCUUGAAAAAUUCUGCUAAAAUAUUGAGACGAAUAUACAUAAUGUGGAAGCCUCUCAUGAGACCUGACCUUUCAUCUGAUAUGCGCAUAGAUUACAUGGCUCUUGGUUUGUGGGUACGUUUACGUCACUUAUGGAAAACAAAACAUAAAACGAAGUCGAAUUUAUCCAUUUCAUUAUCAGUAGAUAAUAAUUUACUUUCUCUUUAUCCACAUGUUAAUAUGUUAAUCAAUCGACUUUAAAUAUAAAAAUUUAUAUACUUCCAGAAUAUUUAUGUAUAACUGCUUAUUUUACUUUCAGAUAUUUUUCGUUUUUUACAGUCUCAUCAAAUACUAUUCAUGAAUUAUAUUGGCGUUUUUUUAUCUUAUUGGGUUAGUCACUUGGUAGUUUAUCUUUUUCACAUCAAUUUAUUCGUCAACGAGUUUGUUGUGUUCUUAUAAUGACACAUCAUACGUAUUAAUAAUUUUACGGUUAUUAAUAGUGGUUUAAUUCAUAUUCCGUGUUCUUAUUGAAUACCGAUGUUGAAACUUAAACUCAUCGUUAUAAAGUCUUGGGGAAUCUAAACUAAGUUGUUUCUUGUUGUUUUAUUCCUUACUCAUUGAGUUGUUUUAUCAAGCAUGAAAUUGACCGACUUAUAGACGUCUUCUCAUACCGACAGUAUUAUUUGUGAUUUUAUGUACGUUUGUUAUUUUUCAUCACUACCUUAUAAGAAUAGCAUUGAUCUCACACACCGGUAUCAGGGUAUAUAAUUGUUUUCUGUAAAAGUAACAGGCUUUUGAAUUGAAUAGAGUAUAUGCCUCUGGGAUGUCUUUGGAAUCAUGAGCCAUGUUAAAAGUUUGCUGGGUAUUAUGAAUAUAUAAGAUUUACUUCUCUUGAAGUUUGCUAAGAACUUUAAUGGCUCAGUUUGUACUUUAGCUUUCAUAGUUCACGCUCUCACAAUUCUGCGUUAAAUUUGUAGUUCG